ACUCGAUAAUAUUGUGGAAAGAAGCAUGCAGCAGCAGCAGCUUCAAGCCCGCCUUAUGAAGUGUCUCUCCUGUUCUCACUCUCACCUCCCACUACCACCGCCACCGCCACCGCCGUUCUCUUCCCUUCAGCGUUUUGCUUCUUCUCAACCCAAAGGUGUUGCAAAGGUUAUUCUAAAGAAGGGUAAGACACAACUAUUCAAGGAUGGAAGCCCAAUGGUUUAUAGUGGAGCAAUUGAUAGAAUAAUUGGUAGACCACCACCUAAGACUGGAGAUAUUGUGUUGGUAGCAGAUGGGGCAGAGAAACCUAUUGGAUGGGGUUUGUAUAAUUCGGUUUCCAUGUUCUGUGUUCGGCUCAUGCAACUAGAAGAGGAAGCAACAAGAGAUCCUUCUUGUGCACUUGACAUGGAGAAACUUCUUGAAACAAGAAUCAAUGCAGCUGUAGAGUUACGUCGUGGAUUAGGGCUUCCUUCGGCCACUACGAAUGCAUAUCGUCUUGUCAAUAGUGAAGGAGACAGAUUGUCAGGAUUAAUUGUCGAUGUCUUUGGAGAUUUAGCAGUGGUAGCAUCAUCUGCUGCUUGGGUUGAGAAAUACAAAUCAAAAGUUAAAGCAUGCAUCAGUAGCAUUGAUGAGAUUAAUCAUAUACAUUGGAGACCUUCUGUUGAAAUUUUAAAAGAAGAAGGAAUGGAUGCAGCAGAUCUGAAAGAAUUGCAUCCAUCCACUUGUCCCCAGAGAACUAAGGUUAUAGAAAAUGGAAUAUCUUAUGCAAUCUCAUUGGAGGGUCAAAAGACAGGAUUUUAUGCUGAUCAGCGGGAAAAUCGAAUGUUCUUGUCAACGAUUUCCCAUGGUCAGAGAGUUCUAGAUGUUUGCUGCUAUAGUGGUGGUUUUGCCCUAAAUGCCGCAAAAGGAGGUGCUAUGAGUAUUACCGGUGUUGAUACAUCAUUGCCUGCACUAGAGCUAGCCAGAGAAAAUAUUGCUCUCAACAAUCUGGACCCUGAAAAGACUUCUUUUUUGAGAGAAGAUGCAACUGUAUUUAUGAAGGGUGCUCUUUCUAGAAAUGACUCAUGGGAUAUAGUUAUUCUUGAUCCUCCAAAACUUGCACCAAGCAGAAAGGUUCUCCAAAGUGCUUCAGGCAUGUAUAGAAACUUAAACUCACUAGCAAUGAAAAUAACUAGAAGAGGUGGCCUUCUCAUGACCUGUUCUUGUUCAGGAGCGAUGACUCAAAGUGGGGCAUUCUUGCGCACUCUUCAGGGCGCCGCCUCGAUGGCCGAGAGAAAAAUCACAGUCCUAAGGCAGAGCGGAGCCGGCUGUGAUCAUCCCAUUGACCCAUCCUACCCAGAGGGUGCAUACCUUUCGAAUAUCCUGCUUCGAGUACUUUGACAUUUCAUUCUUUCAGAAGCAUUGCAUGAUGAUGAUGAUGAUCAUGGUGGUGAUGAUUUUGUGCUGUUAAUUAAAAAUUCUAUUACUGUGUAUUGAGAUGUUGCUGAAAUUAUACAUGGAAUUUACUGAUAGAAGCUAGCUAUCCCAGGCUUCAAAUUAGAAUGAUUUACUAUAUGAAUUAGUCAUUUCAGUACACACAUGCACACUAGUAAUUUAAUUCGAGUCCGUUAAAACACCUUCGGACCCUCCAUGAUACACAUCACCCUUAAAUGCACCAUCAACAUUGAAUUUCAACGAACCUUCCACGGGUGGACUCCAUAUUUUGAUCUUCGCACAAUCCUUCUUGGAAGCCUUCGAAUCCGAAACAUACAUCGCAGCUUCAUCUGUGUUACCGGUUACUAAUGAAUUAUCAAAGGUGUUCUUAACAUUUUGUUUGUAAUAACUAGUCUUUUCAUCGCA
Molecule: messenger RNA, 1837 nt
Organism: Gossypium raimondii (Peruvian cotton)
Lineage: Eukaryota; Viridiplantae; Streptophyta; Magnoliopsida; Malvales; Malvaceae
Exons: 8
Coding region: 26-1378 (450 amino acids)
Molecular function (GO): RNA binding; methyltransferase activity
Source: RefSeq, a predicted model, not a curated record